GUGACUGGGAAAAGCAUCCUUUUGGUCCAUUUUGGAUGUUCCCAGGAUCUCCCGAGUAAUCUAGGAAAAUGACCAAACUUCAGUUUUUGAACGUCUUUUUGACUGAGCGUCUCAUGCUUGCCGCACAGGAGAUUUACAAGUCUGUCGAGGACACGAUUUUGGAGUACCAGGAGGAGAUCGCGAUCAGGGAGAGGGAGAACGACCAUCUGAGACGGAGGCUCCGAGACGCUGGGAUAGAGAUAUGGCCAGAUCGCUCGUCCAUGGCGCUGUUGGAGGAAGAUGACAGUGAGCAUCCCCGUCGAGAGUGGAGUCCAAGUAUGGGACAUCAAGAGCGUAUUCCCAUUCAGAUCAAAGACAAACGAGACAUGCGGCCCAACCAGGGAGAAGAUCAGCUUCGAGGACAUGGCUCCUGCAGCACAGCGGAAAAUAUGUUCACCCCCCCACGUGUAGCGAACGAGUACCCUCAGGAGGGUCCCCACACAUCCAAUCUUCCUCAGACUCAGGGCGUGGAGAACAGGGAGAGAGACCCUGCAUCUCGCAACGCAUCGAGGCACGUGAAGGGCGAGAGCGGCGGCUGUCACAGAGGUGCUGCAUCAUCCAGCAGCGGUGCCCAGCCGCUUGCACCAGUCAACCCAAACUGCUCAAAUGAGAACAACAUUGACAUUAUUGGUGUUGAGAACGGUGGACAGAUGGGCAGCGCCAAAGGAGCCGUGACUGACCCUAACCGAGGACAAACCCCUCUCAUGAGGAACCAAGGGGCCAAUGGCAUGGAAUGCCCCCAUCAAAAAUCUCCCUUGCAGGGCCACAUGUCGUCGUUCUGUUGCAAAGUCUGCGGCGAGGCAUUCAGUCACAUCGGACACCUUCACGUCCACGUGCAAGUGCACACUCGAGAAAAACCUUACCGCUGCGGAGUGUGCGGAAAAUGCUGCAGCUCCUCCGGAAGACUUCAGGAGCACCAGCGGAGCCACACGGGAGAAAAACCCUUUCGCUGCCAGAUUUGUGGGAAGGGCUUCACUCAGAUGGCUCAUCUGAAGGUCCACAUGAGGAUCCACACCGGAGAGAAGCCGUACAGCUGCCCCGUGUGCGGCAAGUGCUUUAGCCGCUCUGACAAAAUCAAAAGGCACCUUCAGACGCACAGUCGGGAGGGGACCUACUUCUCGGGGCAGUAAUGGAAGGGGUUCAGUUUGGCAGUCGUCGUCGUUGUUGUGGGAAAGUUUUCAAUAUAAAGCUACAAUUGCUGCCAGUGACGAGGCAUUUCUUCCUACUUCUAAGAACGUAGAAGUUCUGCUUCUGUAAAGAACACUUUUUAACCAAACCUGUAAUUUCUCACUUCCUUUAUAUAGUUUGUAUUAGCCAGCUUAGUACGUUCUUUACAGUGUUUUGUAUUUAUCAUUACGUAUUAUUAAAGUAGACACAAUUUGAAUUAUUAGCUGAACUUUUCAGGAUUAUGUAGUGUUUUUCCAGCCUUAUGAUUAGCAUGGAGUCUUCCAUACAAGCCUUGGAACGGGGAUGUAUCAAGAAUGAUCAGCACAUUCAGUGUAUCACCAGGUGGUCACUAUGUCCAUGUGGCUGGAGCUGCAGACUACACAUUUUCUUUGUGGUCAUUCUUUUUGUUGGUUUUAAAAUUAAGAUUAAGCACAAUUCUUAGUAAAUUUUGAAAAAGUGUGUAUCAUGAAGCAUCAUCAAUAAGUUAUGUUGAACGUAACUCCACAGUAUUCAGUGUCAUUUUCUCAGUUGGACUUAGUUCCAAUUUUAAUGUUUAGGCGAUUAAGUUUUGUCAUACCAGCGUGAUCUUGGGAACUUGGUUAAAGUGGAUGGGAGUGCUGAAAGAUUUCACACCUCUAUCUGGUUUGGUUCAUUUUCACACAGAAAGCAGACCAAACAACUUUAUGCAGCAGCUAGUGAGGCGCCAACACAAGAAGCUGCGUGUGUGUAUGGCAAACCACUUUACAUUCAAUAAAAAAACCCAAACCCUCUUAUCUCCAGUUUUCAUUUGCGUUACAGACACUCUAAUUUUAAUUCUAGAUAUGAAGAAUGAUGCAGCUACAAAACUAACACAUGAAUGGAAAAUAUUCUCAUUUUGUCAAAAUUAACAAAAUGCUAAUGCAAAAUGCUAAAAUAAAAACCUUGAAAUAAUGGAAAAGACAACUGAUUAUGGAGUUGAUACAACGUUAGAGAUUGUUGUAUCUCUAACGUCUGGCUUGAGUUUCAAGCUUUGCAGAUCUUACUGCUUUGCUUCACUUUUAAUCCUGUCUUUCUUCUGUCUGUUUAGUGCUGUUGCAUUCUUACAGAGCAAAUCACUGCCAUCUCACGGGAUUACUGUCAAAUCUAACGUGAGACUUCACCAAUAAAAUAAUGUGAUAUUGUGUGGAAUGCCACUUGUUCUAACCCACUAUUAUUUUAGGAAUGUAUGGCGUGUUUUUUCUUUCAUUCAUAACAUCUGCUGUGGUAUCUUUGCUUGCAGAUGCACAAAUGAAGUAGAACCAUACAGUAUUAACAGAACCACUUAUCUUGCAGUGCUAAGCAGGGUAAAAGCUGAUGCGCACCAGUGUUUCCACAAUGUGUGAAGUUUUUGGUUUUUAUAUAUACUUUUUCAUUUUCACAUGAAAUAAAAGUACUUUCUUUUUACAUUUCUGGGCCAUUGUUUUCCGCCACAGAAUUAAGGCUGCAUGUACAUCAAGAGGUUGCAUUAUAGAGCGAUAUGUCGUUAUAAAAAUAAUUACAUUUGUUUUUGUUUGAUCCUGCAAUAAGCACAAACUGAUUUGUACUGCAGAAUUUUGCUAAAAGAUUAACCAACCCAGACUUGAACAUGAAUGGAGGUUGUUACCAGCAGAGUAUACCAGAGCCUUGUUGGUCGCUUAUCUCCCCCUGUGUGUAACAAAUUAAUAAAUAGUUGCUAGUUUUUCACAACUGGCCAGUAGCUCAUCACAUGCCGUCUUCCUAGGGGGAUCUUAGCUCCCCAGCACAUACCCUGUACAGUGUUUUACCAAUUAAAUGUUAUUUUCAAAUAAAGUAAUAUUUGACCAUUUA
Xiphophorus hellerii (green swordtail) is the source of this 3030-nucleotide messenger RNA. RefSeq names its product oocyte zinc finger protein XlCOF8.4-like. Gene Ontology annotation, biological process: regulation of transcription by RNA polymerase II. NCBI's taxonomy places the organism in Eukaryota, Metazoa, Chordata, Actinopteri, Cyprinodontiformes, Poeciliidae. Gene Ontology annotation, molecular function: DNA-binding transcription factor activity, RNA polymerase II-specific; RNA polymerase II cis-regulatory region sequence-specific DNA binding. The transcript has 2 exons. Bases 69 to 1169 code for a protein of 366 amino acids. The record is from RefSeq and is a predicted model, not a curated record.